CGUUGAAUUUCCUUGAGUCCAUUUAUGCAUCACAUUAUUUUGAAAGAAAUUGACCAUAAGAACAUUUAGUUGAAUACACAUUCUAGAUUAAUUUCUCACGUGAUCUUGAGUUAUCCCUUCAGUCUUAACUGUUAUCUUAAACGUGAAUCACCACCUCACAACGCCAUGUCAAACUUCAAACAUUGUUUACUCAAGGGUUUCAGAGCCAUGGUAGGGUGUGUCUAAAUAUCAUUCAGGGUCUCAAGGUAAAAUACGAGUUUCGGAAUAUAACACAGAAUACCAACGAAAUGAACGUAUAGUUCCUUAGGUGGAAAUAUGUCUUCAGGUCAGUGGCGUAGAGUGACAAAUGGAGGAAGAAGUCUUCCAUGGAUGGCUCUUUUUUUAUAGGUAUGUUUGGCAUUUUGAUCAUUUUUUUUUUCAUGGGGACAAAAAUCGUGGCUCACCCAGGUUUAACUUAUACUAACUUUUUAAUGACAUCCACGCAUGGUCAACUAGCUUCGAGAAAUAAAAAGAUUAGUUAGGUUUGUAAUAUUGUAAAACGCCCCCCCCCCCAUUUCAGCCCCUUAACAACUCAGUGAACUGUAGAACAUACAAAAUAAUGAACUUGAACAUCCAUCGAAGCUAUUAACUUAUUCUAUUUUUUUAGUCUGAACCUUUACGUUUUACGAUUGUUUUUUGUAAGUUACGUCUUUUGAGACAAGUAAAGCAUGUCAUACUUUCCAGAUACUAUCUCUUGGUUGUGAAGAAUGACCGUGUUAAAUUUGUUUGGGAGCUAUAAUUUAUUUUGUAAUUUUUCGAGGCAUCUGCAAAUUAACCAACAAAAUAGUUUUGUUUUUGUUAACUGGGGUACAAAUCUCUGCCUACUCGGGUUGGAACUUUUCUUAGCUUCGCUAUUGCUUUAAUGACUAUAAGGUCUGAUCUACAAUUCAAGAGGGAAAAAAAAUCCUAUACGAUUAGUCAAACUUGUAAUAAUGUGCAAACCUACGCCCCCCCCCCUCCAAACACACACGCACACACACACACAAAUGCAAAACAAUAAACUGUAAAAAGCCCAACAUAACUGGAACGCCCUCGAAACCAUCAAAAUGGUCUUUGUGUUUCUUCCAAAUCUCUACAUUUUUGUUUAAGUUUGGGGUUAUAAGGGGAUUUUUGCCAAGAGCCAUCUGCAUUUCAGCAGGAUUUACCCUUUCAAAUUCCGUAGCUGUCCAUUGUUUGUUUUCUUGUGAUUGAUCAAAGAAAAUAAAAAUAGUCUUAUACGUUUUAUAUAGGAGAUAAGAAAGAUCACAAGACACACAAAAGAAUAAGUAAUUAAAAAAGUUUAGAGAAGCUUAGAGUUAAGUUAAGGUUAAAAUGUUCAGUUUACACAAUCAAAUUUUCGUCAAAUUUUUGUCAAAUUUCCUUUUGAACGCACUAUGUUGUAACGCAAAGUUAUGCGUUCAGACAGAUAUUUGACGAACAGCUGAUGCUGUCAACUGAGCAUAAAGAAUUCAGAGCGGUAAAGAAAAGUCAACGUAUUUUGUAACAAAUGGCCUAUGGGAUACAUGAAAAGAUUCAAAUACUGUCAAGUCUGGCAUCUAUUAAGUGUUCACAGUGGCAGUUUUUCAAAGAACGAGUAUAAACAUUGUAUCUUCAACAAGUGGUUAGACUGGCUAGUUCUAAAAAGUGUAGCAUUGCUCCUUCAUACACGAAGUAAUUGUCAAUUACAAAAUCAUUGCAUUCUUUCAGAUUAAAGACAUCAUUGAAAAAAAAACACAAUUAAAUAGCAUGAUUUAUAAUCGCCGUAGAUAUAGUAGUUACAGUGAAGUGGAUAUAUUUAUGGAAUUUUAAAACGGCUGGAAAAACAUCAAGGUUUUACUGUAGUAGAAAGGGAAUAUUAUGGUGAAUCAAUAUAUGUUGAUAGGUUCAAAAGAUUUUCCCUGAUCAAAUAAGUUUAAUGUUUCUUAGCGUUCUGAGCGUAACUGUUGCUAUGACAUUAAAAAAACAUUGCAAGCUUCAGUUAAUUUCAUUGUUUUUCUGAAAUUUUAAAGUUUUAAAUAUACUGGUCAUUCAAAUAUUUGCAUUUCUGGGCAUUUGAUGUUUGGAUUUCUGGUCAUUUAAAUAGUUUGAUACAAAUGUAAUUUUAAGAUUUUAACAAAAUGGUCAUUUAAAGUCUUUUUAUGGAAAAAAACGAACAUUUUUUUACAGCACAAUGAUUUCUUCAACAUAUAAGUAUAUAUCUCUUGUUUUACGGAUGAGUAAAAAUGUAAAAAAACGCAAACUGGAAUGGUAUUAUCUCGUAACAUGAAAACAAAGACUCACCAAAGAAAUCACGCACGGCACAACGAGAGGAGGGAGAAGAAGAGGAAGACAGAUAAAAAAGAUAGAAAUAUGACAUCACAGAGUGGACAGAGCUAAGACUAGUGGAUGCUGUGAGACGUUCAGAAAAUAGAGACGAAUGGAGAAGGAUAGUUUUCAUUGGUCCAAGGACUAAGGGACAUGAUGAUGAUGAAAACAUGUGCGACACUUAUAUUAACCAAAUACUAUGUAAGACAAUAAAUAAUAUCAUUGUCAAACUUGUUUUAACAAGUAAAAAUUAAUGCUGAAAUGGUAGUAUCUAAAUCAGUAAAUAAUGUAAAACUGCUUGAUGUGAGUUAGGCAGUGAAAGUGUAGAUCUGUUAUGUUUUGUUUUGGUCACACAGAGAAACACUUGAUUUUAAAGUUAAACGGAAUUUGCAUUGCUUUAAGGUUUUCUAAAUUUCUAUGGAUUUUUUUAUCUUGUUAAAUUACCCGAUUUUAAGCUCAAGUCAUAAUAUCCAAAAGCCAAGAAAGACACACUAAUUAUGAUGAAGUUUUGAAAAGAUUUAGUUGUUCGGAAAAAAUACAUUUUCAAAUCUGAGACUUUAUAUUUAAAAAAAAAAUAUUUAAAAAAAUUAACGCCUCCCAAAAAUACAACAUGGGGCGGUACCCUCUACACGCUUAGGAUGGCAAAUACAGAGUAUCUAUCAAUAAAUAAAUUACAUAUUUGAAUUUAUAUAUUUAUUUUAAAUAGAUUUAAAACUUCUUUCUUCAAACACAAAGUCUUUGAGUGCACACUUUCACCAUUAAGUGAAGGUAUCAUAAUUUUUAAAAAAAGUAUUAUUUUUUAAAAAAUAAUUGUUACAAAACAAUUUUAAAACGAGUAUCUUAUUAUGUUUUUAGUUGGCGUGAGAACCUGACAGAUUAGCUUUGAAGCUAUUUAAAUUAUAUAUAUAUAUAUAUAUUUAUAUAUAUAUAUAUAUAUGGCAUCCUUCCAUCUUCGUGAGACGAUGGAGUAGCUAUAUAGUUCUACACUUAGACAAGUGGCUCACUAGGCCAAUUCUAGAAUGUCAAUCACGGCCGCAUCUCUCGUAGGAUAAUUUUGAAUCCCGGUAAUUCAAUAUAUAUAUAUUGAUGAAUUGCAUGUCUGACUACUAAUAUAAAUUUAAUAUGUAAAAAGUCUGCAUAUUAAGAAUAAAGUUUCUUUUUUGCUGUAAUUUUUCGAAGUUCGCCUUGCCACUUUCAUUCAAAACACUUUUAUCAUUAACUUUCGUACAAACUUAAUUCACAUUUAUAACAUUUCUGUGCAAAAAUAAGAAAAAAUAAUGUUUUCUAAAAUAUUAUUAUGCUGAUUUUUUAUUUUUUUAUUUCUAAAGCGCUAAAGCGUUACUGAUACGGCGGGAUGGUGUCCUUGAAUAUAUGCUCCGAUUUCAUAGAUAAUAAUUUUUUGUUGUUUUUUUAAACUUAAAAAGAAUGUGAAUUCAAAUAUUGAAUACCAAACAUAGAAAUUUAAUAAUUUUCAAUUUUAAAUGUUUGUAUGUAAUAAAAACUAUUAAAAUGAAAUAUAAUUCAUUUUUAAAGUGGGGUAAUCAGUGCUUUAGCAAAUCAAUCUAUGUGCAAGAGGUAAUCAUUUACAUAAUUUUGUCUCACUAUCACUAACACCAACCAGAUGUUUUUUAUUUAUACAAUCUCAAAACGUGUUUUUUAAUUCUUAUAAAACGUUACACCUUUGCUCCGAUAAAUGCAGUUACUACUUUAGCAAUGGCGAAAAUCUAGGGCAACGUUUCAUUGACAGAAGCAUAAACGAAUGUCGUCGACGCUUAGAAAAAGUCGUUGAGAAGCAAGGAGGACAUAUUGAACAUGAUUUCUGAUUAGUUAAAUAUUUUGCAAAAAAAAAAAUUCCAUGAAGAAUUAUAAUUAAUUAAAUUAUAUUUUGAAAUCACUCAUAUGCUAAGAGAUGUUCUCACUUUUAUUUGUUCACCCUGUGUAUAUAUAUAUUUGGACAACUAUUUACAAAUAGAUACACAUUUAUUUGUUCCUUUUAUAAUUUACGGAUUGUGUGAUGUAUUUAUUUUCAUAAAUGUAUUCAUACUUUUUCCUCGCUACUUAACUAAGUAUCUGUAAAAGGAGAAAAAUAUAUUAAAAUUCUUAUUAAAAUUAAUUCUGGUUUACAUUUUUUUUUGAAUUUUCUCGUCUAGGCCAAUUUUAGCUAUAAGUUUAUGUAUCUGAGAAUUUAGUUUUCACUCCAUAUUUAAUAAAUUCGGACGUGAGUAGGUUUUCUCCACGCGCUUUAUUGUUUUUAAUAUAAUUGAUUAUUUUUCUAGUUGCUUCUAGGGUUGGAGAGUUUAUACAAGGGUCUGGUUCUCCAUGAUGUUGUUGGUAAUCAUCAUUUUGUCUAAUUUCUGAAUUUAGUUUGUCCUUUAAAUAGAGACCGACCAAAAGUGAUUUUCUAACUUUGACCGAAGCCGAAAAUAGGCUGUAAGUUUAAAAAAAACUUUCGGUCGAAACUGAAAAAAGGCCGAAUGUCAAAAAUGGCGUUCGGCCAAAACCGAAGCCGAAAUCAAAAAUGAAAUAUUUAGAUAUUUUGAAAUUCGUUACCGCAUACAUUCUGCAUACAUCGAAAAUGAUGGGGAGAGUAUAAAUAUUCUUUUUAUAAAAAAAUGAAAUAAUCGUGAAUAUUAAUAAAUUAAAAUCUAAUAUAGUGGUCUAUAACUUGCGGCCAGCUACAUGACAUGGCACGUUUCCCCCAUUCGCAUAUCUAUAACAUGGAUCGCCACGACCGUUUCAGUCGAAUAUAACCGACUAGUCUAAUUCUGAUUUUUUUAAAUGUUUCUAUUCAUUUUUGAAUGAUGAUUAUGAUGUUAAGAACGGUUUUAAACUCGAAAUAAAAGUUUUUAUUUUAUAACUUUUUAUGAAACAAACAUGGCAAAGAGUGAGGCUUUGAGAAAAGUUUUUAAAAGUAAGUUGGCGGGUAAUACACAACCAUAACUGUGUAAAUCGUAGGAAUGUGAUACAUUAUUAAAGUGUCCAUAUUAAAAUUGCCGCUAGUGUUCACGAGUGAGGUAAAUUCUGCUCCUGUCAGCUAGUUCACUUUCUAAAUCUUCUUCUUAUACCUCUUUACCAAGUCUGAGUCUCUACAUUUUUUAGAUUUCAAAACACAGACAGCCACUUUUCAGCUUUUUGCUAAAACUUUUUCCUUUAAAGUGCAAGAUGCCCCACGCAAGGAGCUGAAUGGAAAAACAGACAAGCAUAGACAUUUUAUUGCAUUGCCCUCCACUUUCCCUGAAAUGUUUAUGUUUUUCAAAUGGAACAUAUGACUUUUUGGGAGUACCUAUCUUUGUAAAUAGCUCUUUUCCAAUUUGUACUUUAACAAGGGAAAGUUCAUGGACAAAAUAUACUGAUGAGGAUCUUUAAGAUAUUCUGAGAGUCUUAGUUGCUUCUUCACUCAAGCCAAAGUUGCUCAGCUGUGUAAAGAGAAGCACUGCGAAGGUCUCUAGCAACAGUGAGUUGGUGGAAAAAAAAGGGAAUCAUAUUUCUUGAGAAUCCUUCAUGUUUUUAUUGUUAUUUAUAAAGGUUGAGUAGAUUGUAACAGUUGUAAUCGGUUUUUUGUGGAAUACUUGAUGCGGCCCACUCUCACUAAGACACUACCUCCUGUUUCCCCAUGAUGAUUAGAGUUGGAGACCCUUCAUCCAAUGAAUACUUUGGAUUUUACCAUUUUAAUAUAAAAGUAAUUUAAAUUGAUUUACAAUUUAUUUUUUUUUAAAAUUAGUAUGGUAGGAUAAAUGUUGGCAAAAAAAUGUGGGGAAGGGGGGAAAAAUAAUGCAGGAUAGACUCUUGAGUGCCCUUUGCUAUUAUAAUAUAAUUACAACCUAAAACAUUUACCUAAACUAAUUUGCUCUGAUAUAGCAAUUGCCACCUAACUAAUAAAAUAUGUUAGUAAGGCUAUACAAAUAUCACCAUACUGUUUCGCUGUUUUUGUAAAUCUGAUGCUUUGUGUUUUCAUUAAUAGCGUGUAAGAUAUCACUGUAUAAAAAUUUAAUCUAGUAAAAACACAAUAGUCUUUCCGUGCUGGUAACGUAAUUAUUUCGUUCGGAGACCAGCCUCCCUCACCCCAAUGGGUUGCGAAAAUUAUUUUUUUAAAACCUGGUUUAUUAAAAUUGUUGUUCUGAUCAUGGUUCUCAAAGAUCGCUUAGUUUGUUCUUAAAAGUCGUUUUAUUUGUUUUUAAAUAUCGUUUAGUUUGUUCUUAAAGACCGCAAAGUUUUUUUCUUAAAGAUCGAUUAGUUUUUUAAUAAAGAUCACCUGCUUUGUUGUUAAAGAUCGUUUAGUUUGUUGUUAAUGAUCGUUGAGUUUGUUCAUGUAGAUCGCUUAAAUUGUUCUAAAAUAUUGCUUAGUUUAAUCUUAAAGUUCGCUUAAUUUGUUUUUAAAGAUCGCUUAGUCUAUUGUUAAAAAACGUUUUGUUUGUUCUUAAAGAUCGCUUAAUUUGUUGUUGAAGAUCGUUCAGUUUUUUGUUAAUGAUCGCUUAAUUCGUUCUUAAAGAUCGGUUAGUUUGCUCAUAAAGAUCAAUUACUUGUUGUUAAAGAUCGCUUCUUUUGUUCUUUAAGAUCGCUUACUUUUUGUUUAUAGAACUUUUAGUUACUUCUUAAAGAUCAUUUAGUUUGUUCAAAAAAUAUCGCUUAUUUUAUUGUUGAAGAUUGCUUAGUUUUUUCAUAUAGAUCCCUUUAUUUGUUUUUAAAGAAAAUUGAUUUUGUUCCUUAAGAUCGAUUUUUUUUUCCUUAAAGAUCUUUUAAUUUUUUCCUAAAGAUCGUUUAUUUUUUUUAUGAAAGAUCCCUUAGAUUAUUCUUUUAAAUCAUUUACUUUACUAUUAAAUAUUAUUUGUUUUGUUCUUAAAGAUCAUUUACUUCGUUCUUAAAAAUCGUUUAGUUUGUUCUUUAAGAUCGUUUAGUUUUUUUAUAUUAAAGAUCGCUUAGAUUGUUCUUAAAUAUCACUUAUUUCGUUGUUAAAUAUCGUUUAGUUUGUUCUCAAAGAUCACUCAAUUUAUUCUGAAAUGUGGCUUAGUUUUUUGUUAAAUAUCGCUUUCGCUGAGUAUUAGAUGACCGAAAACCUGAGUCCCUUCAAGGCGGAUGGCCAAAAGUCUAAGUCAGUUACGGCCGAAACUAAAAAAAAUGAAAGUUAACGUUUCUCUUUCGGCCGAAACCGAAAUUAAGCCAAAAGUUAACUUUUCAGUUUUAGCCGAAACCGAAACUUAGCCGAAAGUGAUAAAAUGGUCACUUUCUGCGCCGAAACCGAAGCCGAAAUUCGGUCGGUCUCUACCUUUAAAAUAAUAAUCCAACUUCUCCAGUAUUUGACCUUUUUUCCUGAAUUAAUUCUACAUCUUGCCUCAUAUAAAUUUAGGUCGUGCCUAGUCUCCAAUCUUUUAUCUAAAAAGAACUAGUAUUCCUCAUCAGCAAUGAGAAGUUGGACAACAAACUGCUGCCUUAGUGGGAUUUCUGUGCUGUGCUGAUAUCCGUAUUGGUAGGUUAUCUGUAUGGGUGAAGUAUCUCUAUUGGUAGGGAAUCUGUAUUAGCAAGAAAUGUGAAUUAGUAGUAUAUCUGAAAUGGUAGGAUAUUUCUAUUAUUAUGGUAUUGGUAUGAUAUCAGCAGUGGUAAGGUAUCUGUCUUGGUAGGAUUAAUUUAUUGGAAGGGUUUUAUUAUUGGUAGGGUAUUGGGAAAAAAAUCUAAGAAUAAAAUGUUAGAGGUGAAAUAACAGAUUUGAUUCUAAAUAUACGACAUUAUAGGGAAUGUAACAGAUUAAAGUUUUUUCGUAAAUUGAUGAGUAAAUAUAAUAAAUGUUAAAUAUAAAGUAUGUCUGCAACAUCGGAUAUAGUGUGCCUUGAUUUGAGCCACAUACACAUAAACAACUUUGGUAUGGGAGUUUCACAAAAUUUCACAUGUCAGUAAAAGGUUUCAUUUAAGUUUGUACCAUGAACAAUAGAUGCAUUUUUGAUAUCACUUGAAAAUUCAUCUUCAAAUCUAACAGAUGUGACUAAUAAGUCCGUAUGACACACGUUUCUAGCAAAAUAAACUAACGAAAUUAAAACACAUGUUUUUUAACGUUAAUUUUUGAUAAAUCUAUAUAUAUAAAAAUGAAUGUUUGUAUGUCUGUAAAGUCUGUAUGUCUGUAUGUCUCCCAUGUACUCCUACACCAUUCAUGUGAUUGCGACAAAACUUUAGUCAGUUGUUGUCCACAUAACUGGCCAUUUAACUGAGACAUUAAAAACCUUAUCAAGUGUUUCGUUCCUAUCCGUUGACCCUUAAUUCGUUUUUUUUCAAAUAUGAGCUUUGUAAAAAUAUUUUCCACAUGCGCUCCUACGCCAUUUAUCCGAUUCAUAUAAAACUUUUGUGAAAUGUUGCGAGUAUAUCCAUAAACAUUUUUAAUAUAUUACAAUUGUUUUAAAUUAGUCAGUUUUGAGCCAGGGGGUAUUUAUUCGUUUUUCCUAAUAUGAGCUAUAUAAAUAUAUUUUCAAACCGUAUGCGCUCCUACACCAUUAAUGCGAUUGCUACAAAACUUAGUGAGUUGUUGUCCAUGCGCUGGUGCAUUUUACUGUGUUAUUAAAACACUUUUAGAAACAUUCUGUUUUCGGCCGUUGGCCCUUAAUUUUUUUUUUCUAAUAUGAGCUUUGUAAAAAAUAAUUUUCAUAAAAGCUCCUACGCCAUUUAUUCGAUUCCAAAAAAAACUUUCGUGAGAUGUUGCAAGCUUGUCUAUAAAGGUUUCUAAAUUAUUACAAUCGUUUUAAGGUAUUCAUUUUUGAGCCAGGGGCCUCAUAUUCGUUUUUCCUUAAUAUGAGCUAUAUAAAUAUAUUUUCAAACCGUAUGCGCUCCUACACCAAUCAUGCGAUUUCUACAAAACUUAGUGAGUUGUUGUCCAUGCGUAAAUGCAUUUUACUGUGUUAUUUAAACACUUUUAAAAAUAUUCCGUUUUCGGCCGUUGGCCCUUAAUUCGUAUUUUUUCUUCUAUGAGCUUUAUAAAAAAUAAUUUUCAUACGCGCUCCUACGCCAUUUAUCCGAUUGCAAUAAAACUUAAAACUUUGGUGAGACGUUGGAAGCACAGCCGCAAAGAUUUUUCAAUAAUUAUAAACUUUUCACAAUAUUCCAAUUUUAGCCAGCUGCCUUAUUUACGUUUUUUUCUUAUACGAGCUAUAUAAAUAUAAUUACAAACCGUAUGCGCUCCUGCACCAUUCACGCGAUUGCGACAAAACUUUGACGAGUUGUUAUCUAUAAACAUAACCAUUCAUUGACCCAAAUUCUUUUUUCUUAUAUGCGCUAUGUAAAAAAUAAUUUUCUAUGCGCUCCUAUACCAUUUUUCAGAAUGCGAUAAAAAUUUAGUGAGAUGUUGAUCUAUCGCCCACAAAAAUUCUUAAAUUACUACAACCGUUUUAAAAUAUUCAGUGUUGAGCCAGGGGCCCUAUGUUUGUUUCUUACAAAAUGAGCUAUAUAAAUAUAAUUUCAAACCGUAUGCGCUCCUACAUCAUUCAAGCGAUUGCGAUAAAACUGAGGUGAGUUGUUGUCCAUAAGCCAGAGCAUUUUUCUAAGCCAUUAUAACCCUUCUAAAAUAUUCAGUUUUUUUGGACUUUGCCCCAAAUUCGUGUUUUUCUCCAUACAUUAGGAGCUUUAUAAAAAUAAUUUCCGUAUGGGCUCCUCUACAUUAUUAGAAUACGAUAGAAUUUUAUAGAGAUGUUGUGCACGCGCCCGCCCGCAAAGGUUUCUUAAAUGAUUACAACCAUUUUAAAAUACUCCGUUUUUAGCCAGGGGUCCUAUGUUCGUUUUUUCUAUAUAAGCUAUACAACUAUAAUUUUAAGCUAUACAACUAUAAUUUCAAACAGAACUAAAGCAUGAAUGGAUAGCUUUUUAAUCAAAUACUAAUAGUGAUAUUAAAUUGAGUGUGUGACAUAUUAAGUAGGUUUCUGAAGUAAUACAACAAUUCUAUAAUAUUCCAUUUGUGGAGGGGGGUCCUAAAUUCGUUUUCCACACUUCUAUUAUCUAUAUAAUUUUAUAUUUUCUUCUAAGAGCUUUGUAACUAUAAUUUCAAACAGAGCUAUUGCAUGUGUGGAAGUAGCUGAAUCCGCCGGCAAAUUUUUCACAUUUAGUACAUCCAUUGUACAAUAUUCCAAUUAGUGCUGGGGACCCUAAAUUCAAUUUAUUUUCUUAAAUGAGCUUCAACAAUAUAAUUUAUAACGAAGAUAUCAACACUACCGCCCUUGUAAAUGACUCAUUUGUAGUAAAGCAGAGAAAACACGUUUUUACAUUUUUAGUGUAGAGAGUAUUUUUGUUAUGUGUAUAAAUAAGCUUGAAUUUUGUGACGCAUUUUAGAAUCGGAAAUGACAUCGAAAUCGCGUUUUUUUUUCAACUAAGAGUAUUUCUUGAAUAGAGUCUUAUAAUUUCGGAGUUGUUUUGUGUUAUGUAAAUACAUUUUACACCAAUCGAUGGUUUCUCAAGUAAUUAAAUAACACACUUGACAGCGUAGAUAUUGAACUAUGGUCAUUUUUUACCGCUGGAAUUUACGAUUUAUAAAUUAAUGAGAAACUAUACAACUGGAAAUCUCCUGCCAACAAUGAACGUACCUAUUGUGCGAGGUUUUCAUGUAAAAAGAUGGGAGAUCCUAACGUGUGAGAAUUACAUUCACCAUCAAAACCAUUAUCAUUGUUGGUAUCAGGUGACAAUAGCCAAUCGAAACAUUUCUUGGCAAACAUACGCAAAUGCAAUUCAUGUUUCCAAAUGACAUCGUUCGGUGCAACAAAUAUCGUGCGCGAGAAUUACAUGCCAACAUUUAAAGUAAAGUGAAAGGCCAAAUUUACCAUCGUGUAGGAUCUCUGAUGCCAAUGCCAAAGACAGAUCACAAAUGUCUUCAAAUGAUAUCAUGGGGAAUACUGAUGAGCAAAUCGAUCAGCGUUGUCAUAUCAAUACGGUCACUAAACGAGAAAUUGUCGCUGCAAUGCAAACGUUAUUUUUGCAACACAACGAAUUAAUUCAAAUGUAUAGAGUUGCACUUGAAAAGAUGCCGACUGAUGAAUACAAAGUCAUAGUUAGAGCAGACCUGUCGGCCAACAUGAAAGACAAUACAAUGCACCAACAAUUGAUGAAGUGGCGAUCAUUAUAGUUGGCAAAGAAUUUAACUCAAGUGAUAUAAUUCUUCAUCGCAGAAGUGUUGAUGUUCAGCGAGUCUCAGAAACUCAUCGCUCAUACGAUUGAUUGCAAUAUCCUAUUUUAUUUUGGCAAGGAGAAGAUGGAUAUCAUUUUGACAUCAAAUUGAGAAAUUCGAAUAAGAAAGACAGUGCCAUGAAAUACUAUUCAUAUCGAUUGAUGAUUCAUGAGUUGGGAAUGACCUCUCGGAAUCGAUCUGCAAACAAACUUUUCGCUCUUGAUUUGCAACGAGAAACGCACUUUGAUAUCGAAGCAUUAGGUACGGUACAUUUUUUCAAAUGAAUCUUCCGAAAUUGGUUCCAUUGAAGUUACUAUUUUAAAUGGAAAAUUUAAACUAGGUGAUGUACUUUUGCCAUUCACCCCAAUGAUUCCAACAGAUAUGCCAUUUGAAUUCAAACGCCUACAGUUUCCGAUGCGACACGCGUCUACAAUGACUAUCUACAAAAAACAGGGACAAUAGUUACAAGUUUUCGGACUAAAUUUGGAAAACCCAUGCUUCGCUCAUGGACAGAUGUAUGUGGCCUGCUCUCGCGUCGAAAAAUCUUCUGAUUUAUUCGUGUAUAUACCAGAUGGAAAAACAAGAAAAACUUUGAGUAUUUAAAAGCUCUUGAAGAAACAUAACAUGCAAACACUUUCUUUCCUUGAGUGGCAACGCAUGCCGGGUACUCGCUAGUAUAUAUAUAAAUAUACAUAUAUAUAUAUAUAAAAGUGAAAGUUUGUUUGUGGGUUUGUGGGUUUCUUGCACAAAGUCUUUUAAAUGGAUUGAUGAAUCUUGACCAAACUUGGCACAUAAAUCCAUCAUCCAUAAGGACACUCUUAAGGAGUUUUAAACUUUUUAUAACAUUCCGUUAGGGGCUGGAGACCCCGAAUUUUUUUCCUAAUAUGAGCUAUAUAAAAAUAAUUAGAAACAAAUACUCCUACAUAAGUAGAUGGAUCUUGACCAAAGUUUGAACACAUAAUAUGCUUUAUUAUCCAUAUUCAAAACCGAAGGGUACUGAUCUCAUUAUAUCCUUUCCUCUAGGGCGAGGGCCCAUUUCGCGUUUUCUAAUAUAAGCUAUAUACAUAUCAAUAGGAUUAAUACUCCUACAUGAAUGGAUGGAUCUUGACCAAACUUAAUACACACGCACAUAAUCAUCCAUAUUCAAAUACCGAGGGAUACAGAAAUUAUACUAACCAUUUAUCCGGGGCCGAGAGCCCAAGAUUUUUUUCUUAUUUAAGCUAUAUAAAAAGAGUUAGAAAACUGUACAGGUUCUAUGUGAAUUUAUGGAUCCUAGCCGAGCUUUGUUCAUUAUACUUCUUAGUCCAUAUUGAAAUGUCUAGAAUUUUAAAGAAAGUUCAAUAAUUUAAAAAAAAGCUAUAACUAUGGUGUUAUGUAGGACACUUUUCCCCAUGCGUGAACUGCUUGAACACAAAUUAGAUUCCUAGUAGACGCUACGUUCAUAGAUGGGCGGCUUAUUUUCUUGAUCAGUCGUGUUUAUUACCGACUACCAAUUACAUAAUAAGUUUGUCUCCUAGUAUCUUGUGGAACGUUCUCGAUUUAACGAGAAACGUAAACAACGUCAAAGGUGUUUCUGGGCGCGUCGUUAGACCCACUAUAAAAAUAAGGGGUUUAGCAGUUGUAAGGGGAUUUCAGAUAUAUUUUUAACUUUACGAGACAAGUUUUAUUAUUCUGUGUGUUCUCAUGUGUGUUUAUUCCCAUUUGUCAUUGUACAUUAUUAAUAGGCACAUUGUACUAACUGUGUACCGGUACGAGAUCUACUAUACUCGGUCAGUUGAUGAGUUGUAAUUAUAUUUCUUUUGUUUUGUAAUUAUAGUGAUACUUAAAUAAAUCGUAUUAAUUGUAAUUAGUACUGUUUUCAGUGUCGUAUUUCUGCUAUUGCAUUUAUCAAUGGUAUCUUCCUUUGUUAGGCACUGUUUACAACGAGCCAAUAACUUAAAACAAGAGAUUGAUUUCUCACAAUAGAAGGCAGUGCGUAACAUAUUUUUAUUUUUAAAUCGAUUUAAAUGGGAAAAAAUGUAAAUUUAAAUUCUGUAAUUUAUCAUAAUAAUUUUUAUAGGGCCCCCACCCCAUCUCGGACAUAACUUGAACGAUACUUUAUUAAAUGCUUCCCCCAUCGGAGCCCACAUUUCAUUUCAAAUGUACUAUAGUUUUAGUAGUUCUAUAAGUUAUAUAAUAUAUCGCAUUUGAGAAAAAAUUAAGGAGACAAGUAAUUUUUUACCUGUUUCAAUGAGGAUAUUAAAUUGAAUCUAGAAUGCUCCAGAAGGUUGUAUAUUGUUCUACUGUGAUAUAUAAUAAAAUCUUAAAGCUUUUUUGAACCAAAUCGCAUUAAGCAUGAUCCCUUAAAGGAACAGGAUCCUAAUGGGGAAUGAUUUCCAACACUAAAUUGAAAACUAUCGGUCACGUGAUCUCAUCGGGAUCCCGUUGGGUAUUGCAAUCAAACGUGGAUCCGUAUUGUACCGGGGAAAGGUAACCAUCGGAAAAUAGAGUCCCUAGGUGAAACGGAAUCCCACAGAGAAGGAAAUCCUAACGGGAUAAACCGAGAUCGGGAUCCCAACGGGAUCAAUACCCCGACGGGAUCGCAAUCCCACAAGGAUUUUGAUUCCCCAUGGAACCCGGUGCCAGAAUAAAAUGGGAUCCAACCGGGAACGGUAUCAAAUCCGGAAAAGAGAUUGUGCCUGGAUCGGGGUCAGAAUUGGAUGUUGGUCCCAAUAGGAUUGGGGUUCUACCAGGAUCGGGGUCCUAAUGCAAUCCCGUGCAAAUCCGGAAUUGUUGCCAGUUUUGUAGAUAGUCUUUUCGUUCAUAUUAUGUAAGGUUAGUUCAUAGGCAAAUAAUUCAUAUUAAUAUAUAUAUAUAUAUACAUAUAUAUAUAUAUAAAUAUAUUUAUAUAUAUAUUAUGUAUUUAAAAUGUUAUAAUCAGUAUGCUAAGCUAUGUUUGUAACACCCAUUUCUAAAGUGAUAAAAUAUUAAAACUUUGCUUACAUAUUAUUCCAUUUUAUAUUUUUAAAAAAUCUAGUUCGUCGAAAACCACGAAACCAAAGAUUUUAUUCUAAACACCUGUAAUAUAUUUUUUGUAAGAAUCUUUCUUUAUAGGAAACUAAUGACUAAAAAAAUUCCUACCUUAAUUAACAUCAAUCAGCUGACCCCUUGAAUCCAUACAAUACUAGUAGAAGUUUAAUGUAAUAUUUAUAUACUAUAUAUAUAUGUUCAAUAACUACUUUCCCGCAUACUUUGCAAGGGAAUGUUUGCCCUUAAGUCAAGAAAAUGCGAAACAUUCCAACCCCAUUAAGUUAAGAGAGUCUACGUCCGACAAUUGACUAGAACAGCGGUUUUUAACCUGGAGUUGCAGCCAUUGCCGAAGGUCGUAAAGACCGUUUCGUGGUGUGUGGUACUAAAAAUCGAUCUGAUUUUGUUUAUUUGAUACUUUCGCAUUAUUAUUAAUCUAAUCUUGAAAGCUCACUAUCUAUGAAAGAUGUAUAUCAUUCUAGAACAUUUUAUUAAUGAAAUAGUAAACCAUUGUUAUUGUAUAUUUCCCUAUCGAAAUAUGUAUCUGAUUGCAUAUACUUGCGUAACUUUCAGGCAGAGCACAAAGCCUGUUCUAAACUUUAAAAAAAAACAUGUGUAGGUAUUAAUAAGAAUUAAUUAUGAUAUCUGUAUGUAUGCCCAACAUAUCUUCCUUUGCCAUACCAGCAAUGCGUUUUUGCUAGUACGAUGCAUCGCUGACAUAUGCAUAUGCGCUUAUAAAGUGAGGCGCGACAGUACUGUCAAUUAUGAUGUAUACAUAUUAUGCAAUAACCUAACCACUGAUAAAAGUAAAAAACAUAUUAUUUUUUUUUGCAAUAACAUACAUUGUAAAAAGAAUUCAAAUAAUUUAAUAUAAUAAUCUAGUAUAAACAAGAGUUUGACAACGGCUCAGCAUACUGUGAUAUCAGGGGUGUUUGAUACAGGCAUUGUAUAUACAUAUAUUUAAAUAUGGGUAUAUAUAUAUAUAUGCAUGGGCGCCCGCAGGGGAUGGAAGGGGGGCACUUGCCUCCCUGGAUUGAUUGGAUAAAAAAAUUUUAGACAAAAAUAGACAAAAAAAAUUAUUACAGUAAAGAGAAAAUAAAGAGAAAGUAACUAUGCUGAUGUCCUGUCCGUUCGUUCACUAUACAAAUACGCUAAAGUAAAUUAAAACUACCUUAAAACAUUACUAAAAAUUGUUUGCCCUCCCCCCUAGAAAGUUAAUUGAUUUUCUGCCCCCCCCCCCAGAAAGUUUUCUAUGGGCGCUUAUGUAUAUUUCUGUGUGUGUAUUUAUAAAUAAUCAGUUGCACAACAAUCGAUGCAGUGCCGUGGCCAUCACUGCCACAUCUUUCCAUUCUGAUCACAUCCCAGCUUUCCCCAACUUGAUUUGACCCAUGUUGAUGUAAAUCCUUCUCUAAAUUUUAAAUCCUUCACAUUCUUGAUAGACCUGUGAGCCAUCUGGCCUUUGGCUUCGAACACUCAACCUUUGUUCACCACUCUCUCAUCCUAAACCCUCUCACCGCUCUACGUGCCUUCUUUUUUUAUAUAACCAAGCUAAACGUAUUCAAACACUUGAAAUAUCUUUUGGUUUAUACGAACAUCAGUGCAUCUUCAUGUAACUCUGCAUAGUAUACUUUUGCAGAGGAUUAUCUAGUCUCAUGUAUUGACCGUUUCUAGAUUUAUUCAAGAGUCACUUGUUCUACUUUGCAAUCAUUAAAACUGCUCGUAUGUUAUAUAUGGUUUUCUGGAUUCUAAUAACAUUUGAUUUUGAAUAUCAACGAUUACCGUACUUAAAUCAUUCAAUCCCACCCUACAUUUUUUUUGUACCUAUAUGAUUAUAUUGUGUUAGAUAGUUGUGGAUUUGGCUGAAAUUAAUUUGUUGGAAAAUAUAAUUGAUCAUGACAGAUUUCCCAUUGAUUAUGUUGUAUCUAAAUAUAUUGUGUUGACUGGAAACUACGAGUAAACAACGAACUGGCUUCAUGUACAAUAAACAUAUAUUUUAAGAGACACCCAUAAGUACUUUGUUUUGGUCACUGGCUAUUAUUUUAUAACAGUCAAGUUUAAAUAUGAUUCUGCAAUAUUGUCAUCAUAUUAGUGUUAUUUCACUAACUAAUUCUAUGAUAUCGCACCAACAUAUCAAUAUACAGUUCAGUUUACUAUUUUCGAGAAAUGCAUCAGUACUUAAUAUACUGGUCAUUAAAAAUGUUAAUACAAUGUUCAUUUAAAAAUUUGGAUAUACCAGUCAUUUAAAUAUUUGCAUUUGCUGGUAAUUUAAAUGUUUCUAUUUCUGGUCAUUUAAAGAGUCUUAUAAACGUAUAAAUUAAAUAUUUUCUUUAGGAUUCAAAAGGAAAAACACACACUUUUGAACAGCGCAAUACUUUCUUCAAAAUGUAAGUAAAUAUCCUUUAAAAAAAAUUUUAAUCAGGCAACACCUAUCAGACUGUUAUAUUGACCAAGUAAAUUGUACGACAAUAAAUAACAAAGAUUUAAGUGUGUUGUGACAAGUCAAACUAAAUGCUGAAGUUGCGUUAUUAAAUUAAGUCAAUAAUGUAGAACUACUUGAUGUGAGUUAGGUAUUGAAAACGUACAGUUGUCUAUGUUAGUUAGAUUUUUUUUUUUUUGCGCAAAAAUUUAUGAUUGUGAAGCCAAACGCAAGUUGCAUUGCUGUAAAGUUCUGUAAAUUUCUACGAUUUCUUUUUCUUAGUUAAAAAAAUAAAUAUUUGAGAUAAAAGCACUAUAUAUAUAUUCUAGCCCAGAAGGACACAAAUAUGAAAUAAUUUAUUAUUAUUUUUUUUUGGGGGGGGGGGGGGGAAAAGGAAAAAAAGUGGGGGGGGAUAAGAAAAAUCUAUUCAAAUUAGAGACCGACCGAAUUUCGGCUUUGGUUUUGGCACCGAAUGUAGCCAUUUUAUCACUUUCGGCCGAGUUUCGGUUUCGGCCGAAACUGAAAAGUUAAAUUUCGGCUUAACUUCAGUUUCGACCGAGAAAGAAAAGUUAAAUUUCGGUUUUUCUUCGGUUUUGGCCGAAAUUGACUCAGGUUUUCGGUCCUUUAAUACUCAGCGAAAGCGAUAUUUAACAGCAAACUAAGCGACAUUUAAGAACAAAUUAAGCGAUCUUUGAGAACAAACUAAACGAUAUUUAACAACAAACUAAGCGACCUUUAAAAACAAACUAAACGAUAUUUAAAAUAAACUAUGCGAUCUUUAAGAAAAAUCUAAGCUUUCUUAAAGAACAAUCUAAAUGAUUUUUAAGAUCGAAAUAAAUGAUCUUUAAGAUCAAAACAAAUGAUCUUUAAUAGUAAACUAAAUGAUUUAUAAGAAUAAACUAGGCGAUCUUAAACAGAAAACUACAUGUUCUUUAGGAACAAACUAAACGAUCUUUAGGAACAAACUAAUCGAUCUUAAGGAACAAAAUCAAUUAUCUUUAAGAAUAAACUAAGCGAUCUUUAUGAACAAACUAACCGAUCUUUAACAACAAACUAAGCGAUCUUUAAAAACAAACUAAGCGAUCUUUAUGUACAAACUAAAUGAUCCUUAAGAACAAAUAAAGCCAUCAUUAACAAAAACUGGACGAUCUUUAACAACAAACUUAGCGAUCUUUAAGAACAAACUAACUGAUAUUUAAGAAAAAAUAAAGCGAUCAUUAAAUAAAACUGGACGAUCUUUAACAACAAUUAAGCGAUCUUUAAGAACAAACUAAACGAUCUUGAACAACAAACUAAACGAUCUUUAACAACAAACUAAACGAUGUUUAACAACAAACUAAGCGAUCUUUAACAACAAACUAAGCGAUCUUUAAGAACUAAUUAAGCGAUCUUUAAGAUUAAACAAGCGAUAUUUUAGAACAAUCUAAGCGAUCUUUAUGAACAAACUCACCGAUCUUUAAGAACAAUUUAACCGAUCAAUAACAGCAAACUAAACGAUCUUUAAAAACAAUAUAAGCGAACUUUUAGAACCACAAAUUUUAGAGACCCGGUUUGAAAAAAAAAAAAUAUUUUGCAUUAAUUCCCUACCCCCCCCCCCCCCAAAUUUUUUCAAAAUUUUUCCCUUCAAAAAUAAUUUAAAAAAAAAAAAAAAUUUAAAGACCCCGGUUUAAAAAAAAAAAAUAUUUUGCAUUAAUUCCCUACCCCCCCCCCCCAAAUUUUUGCCAAAUUUUCUCCUUCCAUACUAAUUUUAAAAAAAAAAUUAAAGCAAUUUAAAUUACUUGUAUAUUAGAAUGGUAAAAUCCAAAGUAUUCAUUAGAUCAAGGGUCUCAAACUCAAAUCAUCGGGGGUUGGGGGCGCAGGUUGUCGUGUCUGAAUUAGAGUGGGCCGCAUCAAGUAAUCCACAAAAAAGCGAGUACAACUGUUACGAUCUGCUCAACCUUUAAAAAUAACAAUAAAAUCAUUAAGGGUUCUCAAGAACUGGGAUUCACUUUCAUACACUUACUCACUGUUGCAUACAAACAUAUAUAGAAAAAUUUGACAAAAAAUAUCAGAAUUAGACUAGUUAGUGAUAUUCGACUGAACUGUCGCGUAUGGUCACGUUCUAGAUAUGAGAAUGGGGAAACGGGCCGGCGCAUUUACACUAAACUUUUCUGUCAUGUAGUUGGCCGCAAAAUAUCGUCUUGCUGGUGACAAAUGGCUCGCGGGCCGCGAGUUUGAGACCCUUUUAUUAGAUGCUUAUUUAUAAAUAUUCCCGAUUAUCUCAUUUUUUUUUUAAAAUGUAAAUUUUUAUACUUUCCCACAUCAUUUUCGAUGUAUGCAGACUGUAUCCGGAAACGAAUUUCAAAGUAUCUUAAUAUUUUUUUUUUGGUUUCGGCUUCGGUUUCCUCCGAAAUUCAUUUGUAACUUUCGGCCUUUUUUUCGGUUUCGGCCGAAAGUCAUUUUAAACUUUCGGCCUAUUUUCGGCUUCGGCCGAAAUCAUAAAAUCAAUUUCGGUCGGUCUCUAAUUCAAAUGGUAUUUAAAAAAAAAAUGAAAAUUACACAAGAAAGUUCAACACAACAAAAAAAAGCCACAUGAGACGACAGUCUCUUCACCUCAUCAGGUUUGCAAUUAAACUUUCAUCAAAUAAUAUACACAUUCCAUGUUUGAAUUUGUGUAUUUUUUAUUAUUUUCAGUGAAUUUUCAUCUUUAUUCUAGAAAGAAAAUUUCAUGGAGCCCAUAAUUCCACCAGUAAAUGAAGGUAACAUUAUUAAAAACAAGUAUUUAUUUUGAAACAAAAAAUUAUGAUCAGUAAUUUAAAACAAGCCUCUUAUUUAAAAAAAAAAAUUAAAGUUUGUUUCAAAACUCAAAUUAGCAUUGAAGUGAUCUAAAUAACACACACAUUCAUUGAUAUAUAUAUAUAUAUAUAUAUAUAUUGCCAAUCUCAGUAUUUAUAAAACAAAAUUAAUAUGAAAUUGUCUGCAUAUUAAAAAUGUAUAUUCUAAAUAGACACUUCUCUCAGAAGCGUCCUUGGUUAUUUUAAUUCUUUAUAUACAUAUAGUUAUACUUGCAAUUUUUAUUAAAUACAACAAACAGUAUCAUGUUAGCACAGCGGAUAAUCAGUUUUCUGAGUAAUUAAGAAAACGGAAUAGUUUUAAAUUUUAAUAAAACAUCUAAACUUAGGUAUUAGUUUAAUAAUUUGUAGAUUACAUUUAAAAUAUCGCUUGAUUUGUUUUAUAAAUAUUUUCAGCUAGCAGGAAAUUCUUUUUUCAAAGAAAUAUUGAGGAAUCGAAACCAAAAUUUGGUAAGCAUUUAAAAUAUUUUUUUGGGGUUAAAUAUUAUACUUUCUGUAUGUGAUUAAAUUUUAGGGACUGUGUAAACGUUUUGUGAAUGAAAUAAUCAAUAUGUUCUGUUUCUAAUUCAAGUUAUUAUUGUAUUAAAUUAUGAAUUAUUGUUGUGAUGACUUCUAACGACUCACAGCCAAAACAAGCAUUUCAUUAGUUUUGUCGCCAUUCGCAAGUUAAUAUUCCAUGUCCUCACAGUUUGACCAAGUACAUAUUUGUCAUGGCUUUUAAAAAUAAGUUAAAACUUUAUUUUGUCUUAUAUUUUUACUUCAGAAAAUCCUGAAUAUCAAGAAUUGUCGGAGAUGAGCGAAGCUAGUAUUAUAAUGGAAUGGAAUAGUUGUACAAAAAAACAAGGGCACGAAGGAUUUUUUCAAUUGAAAGACUUUCAAUCAGAUCCAGAACGUUAUUGUAAAGAAUCUAAUCUGAUUCCAACUGAAAAAACUUUGAAGUAUAUAGAUACAAUAGCAAAUCUGACAGUUCGAUUAAAAGUAGAAUUUGUCAGCCACCACCGACCAGAACUGUAUAGAAAAUUGUUUGAACAUAGAGGAACAAAACACACAUUUACUGGAACUGGUUGUGUAGUGCAUGACGUGAAUGAAUCAAAACAUCAAUGUAGAUGUAAGAAAUGUAUGACAAAUGCCAAGAAGAAUGGCAUGGCAACAGUCAAAACAUUUUCAGUUUACAUUGCAACAGCCACGCAUGUCCUUUACGAUGACGAGGAAGCAAAGGAAAUGACAGCUGAAUUAAAUUACAACGACGAUGAUAGACAAUGUAUUAAAAGGUUGUACGGAGUCUCAAUUUCUGAUCGCAGUGUCUCUGGUGACGCUUGUAUUGUAGAAUGUGUCACGUGUGAUCAACAGUUAGCCAAUGUAAUAAAAACAAAUUUAGAAAGCGCCAAUUUAUUGUAUAGAGAAUUUCCAAGAAUCAAUGAACCAAUUGUUGUGAUCAUAUCUCAUCCGCAUGGCAGUUUUAAACGCAUCAGUUUUGGGGAAUGUAAGAAUUCGCAAACGAAACGUGAUGUGCUACUUUCAUUAACAUCACUUGAAUAUAACACAACUACAUGUCCAGGAAGCAGUGGUGCUCCUGUGUUGCUGAUGAAUGACUUAUGCCCAUUAAGACGCACUAAAUUGGUGUUGCUUAACAGCCCAGCUCAUUCUGGUGUCAAUUCUCAAGGUUUAAAUUUUAGUGCCACAGCUUCGAAUCCCAAAUUCAAAAUAAAAUCAGAAAAAAAGGUUAGUGACAGUUGUAGUGUUUUUUUGUUGUUUUAAAUACAAUUAUGAAAAUAAAUAAUAACAUAAUAAAUAUAAGAAAAAGCUUUUUAAAAAAAAAAUUAAAUAUUGUAUCUUUAAACAGUAUAUGAGAUAAAUAGAUAAAUAAAUAGAUAGAUUGAUAGCUAUAGAUAAAUAGAUAGAUUGCUAGAUAGACGGAUAGAUAGAUUGAAUAAAUAGAUAGAUAGAAAGAGAUAGAUUGAAUGAUAUAUAGAUGACAUAGAUAGAUAGAUACAUGAUAGAUAGAUACAUGAUAGAAAGAUAGAUAGAUAGAUAGAUAGAUAGAUAGAUAGAUAGAUAGAUAGAUCGAUAGAUAGAUAGAUAGAUAGAUAGAUCGAUUGAUAGAUAGAUAGAUAGAUAGAUAGAUAGAUAGAUAGAUAGAUAGAUAUAUAGAUAGAUAGAUAGAUAGAUUGAUAGAUAGAUAGAUAGAUAGAUAGAUAGAUAGAUAGAUAGAUAGAUAGAUAGAUAGAUAGAUAGAUAGAUAGAUAGAUAGAUAGAUAGAUAGAUAGAUAGAUAGAUAGAUAGAUAGAUAGAUAGAUAGAUAGAUAGAUAGAUAGAUUGAUAGAUUGAUAGAUUGAUAGAUUGAUAGAUAGAUAGAUAGAUAGAUAGAUAGAUUGUUUGUUUAUUUUAUUUUUUCAAUUUACUGCUAACAGUUACAAGAAAUGGAGAAGGAAAUAAACCAAUCAGGUAAUAUUAAGAUAUAUAAGAGUUUUUAUUAUCUUAUUUAACAUUAGAAAAAACACUUUUUAAAAUUACACCUUUCAAGAAAUAACACCUUUAAUAAAUAUGAUAUUAAAUUGUCCACAUAGCAUAAUAAAAAUCCUCUAUAAAAAAAUCCAUUUUUUAAAAUAUUGUAAAAUCUAAUUAACAUUCAGGCUUUAACUUGGAAUUUCAAAUUUUUCAAAACCAAUGAAUUUUAAUAUUAAGUUUUAUUGUUUUUAAAUACCACAUGCAUGAAUUUAAAAUAAUUUGUUUAAAAAUUGAAAAUAUUAUUUCUAAUGUAGAUGCGGGGAAUUUAAAAAGUCAGCUUAACGACAUUUUUAUCAUACAGAUACUUUAAAUGAUAUUCCAUUUAUAGAACCAUUUUAUGUCUGUCUUUCUGAAAGAAUAUUUGCACAGGAGCACAUACCAUACUUUAUACAAAUAAAACAUACGGAAUUAUAGUCCGUCCAGUAAAUCAAAUAUCUCACAUCCAUUAUCAAAAAUCAUUGGAUUUAGAGUUAGCAAGAGAUAGGGACAAUAAUGACUUGUUUAUGAGAUACGUUAUAGUUUACAAUCUUAGCAUUUUGUAAAAGUGAAUUAUCAUAAAAUACAAUACAGAUUUCAAUUUAAACGUUGCUUGAAAAUAGAAAUGCCAAAAUAUGUAUAAUACGUAACGAAAUUUACGUAUAUGAGUUCAUUUCAAGUUUUUAUUUUUACUAUUAUAACAUUUGAAGAAGAUAAAAAUUAAUAAAUUGCACUUGUGUCUAUUAAAAUAAUCACCAAAUAUAAAAAAAGAUUGUUUGAGUAAAAGUUUGAGUAAGAUUAUUGUUAAUUUUAAAUUUUUAAUAUUGACAAAAAUAGUAAUUUUAAAAGCAUACCUGUCUUAAAUAUUUAUAUUGUUUUUAAUAACAGGAACUCAAGAAAGUGGUGAAGUAGAUAUUCACACUCACUUAUCAAGUUGUAAAAAAAAUCCCGGACACGCUAUGUUUGUACCUGUUGAUGAUUUCAAUAUAAGCCAUUUGCCUGAAGGUUGUCAUGAUAAUAAUUUGGUUGAGAUUGUAAAGUGUUUGGCUGAUCUCACAGUUCGAGUAGCUGUUAGAAUGAUUAGCACAGAGAGACCUGAAUUCUGGACAAACACCACUCAACCCUAUCCUUUUUACGAUAAGCGUGGCAGUGAUGUAAUGACUCUUGGUACAGGGAUAAUUUUGUUAAUACGUCAAAUAGAAGACGUGCAGCAGCCAUUAUGUACUUGCCAUAAAUGUCAAGAUUCUGAUACACCAAGUAAAGUACACUAUCAUAUUUACAUGAAAACAGCAACACAUGUAGUUUUUGAUGAUUUAGAAGCACGUGAUACAACAGCACGUACAUUUUAUGACGGACAAGAUAGUCCUUUGGUAACACUGGAUGGAUGGCAUGUUGUGGAUCGUGAUAUUGAGGGUGAUACAUGUUAUCUUAAAUGUGUUACAUGUGAUGUAGAUCUUGGUGAGAAACUUUUUAAGAUGACUCAACAUCUGUGGAACAUAUAUGAAACCAUUGAAUAUAAAUAUAAGUCAGAAAAGUUGAGUAUAAUAUCAUCUCAUCCGCACGGUUGUCCUAAACAAGUUUCAGUUGGACAUGUGGUAGAAGAAAUUACAUUAGCUGAAGGUUAUGACUUAAAAUUAACUAAACACAGUUAUACGACAUGCACAUGUCCAGGAUCAAGUGGAGCUGCUGUAUUUAUACUUUCAGAAGGUUCUACAAUCUUUCUUGAGAAGUAUAUAACACACCACGUGCACAGUGAUGCACUAGAAAGUGGAUUAAAUAAAUGUUCUUGGGCUGCUGAUAGAUUAAACUAAUUAGUUUUCAGUGCUAUACAUAAUGUCUAGUUAUAAUAAAACAAAUGCAACAUUUUAAAAAAUAAAUUGUUUAGACUUAAUAUAAAACACGCUUCAAGUAAUAUAUUACUUUAUUGAAAAAAAACAUUAAAAAAAAAAUAAAGGUAUACAAUAAAAGAUGAAUAUUUGAAUCAAUUAAAUUUAACACUGAUGACCUUAUGUCACACGUCUUUAUAUUUUUCUAUGGACCAUGGAAAUCAUAUUUUUUAAUUAAAAAUAAAAGCAAAGUUUAAAUCUCUAAAAAUAGGUUAUUUAAAAUAUUUAAAAUAAAUUUACACACAUUUUAAGGUGGAUAUUUGUACUUUAAGGACAGUAAAUUAAUAUUUUUUUUAUAUUUAUUCAAUAUCCCGUAUUUUACAGACAAUGUGCAGUCAUUUUACAUGAAUCUAACAGCUAGUCUGGCAUCAUAAUUUUUCACAUAACAAUUCGCUACAGACCAACACUUUUUGUGAACUACAAAAACUCAGAUCCAAGUUUUAAGACUUUAAUACAAAGAGUGCGAUGCAAACAAAACAAAAAUCCUUUAAUUUGUAAAAAAUAAAUUAAAAUAUUUUAUUAUCUUAUUUUACAUAGCAUAAAAACCAAUAUUUGGGAUUAUUCAAGUCAUACAAAAGUCAAUAAAUAAUUCUAAUAUCUGAAUAUUCUUCACUUGGAAUAAAAAAAAUAUUGAACUAUAACUAGUUAAGG
Lymnaea stagnalis (great pond snail) is the source of this 24723-nucleotide messenger RNA. Lineage: Eukaryota; Metazoa; Mollusca; Gastropoda; Lymnaeidae. The record is from the annotation of a GenBank genome assembly.